AUACAGGCAGUGCACAGUCGCACCUUUCCUCCCGGCUUGGCUAACUUGCUAAAACGUCCUCAUAUAGCCAUUAUGUAUCUGCUUAAUGUACUUCUUCUUUAGCGUCGUCUACCGAGCGACCACAAACAGUUAUUGGGAGGAUACUUUGUGUCUUUAACUCUCUAUUUGAGCCAUUUCGGGUUGUCCUUUGGCACUUAGCCGAGCAGCAGGUCUCCCCUCCUCCGCCGACGUCAAGCAGGUCUCGGCCGUUACUUUCCACACAUAUAAAAUCCAGUCAGGUUAUUGGUGUGAAUGGUGCUGGAAUGCUGCAGGAUUAUCAUCUGACCUUUUAAUCAGAAGAAGCAAAGCAGCCAAACCACUAAACUGCCUGUUUUCUGAACGCUUUUGCUGCUCUUACAAUGCCUUUGAGGCUACAAUGUCUACAAUGAAACAUGUUGUCCAGAAGGACAAUGAGCAGCAGGCUGAUAAAACCAAGUUGGACUGGAGUUACAUUGAAUGGGUGGAAAAUGAAGAUUUCACAUCAGGUGUGGCAAAUGCAGAGACCCAAACAGAUGGCGGCGGGUCUUCUGAGCACAAGGAGUGUCAAACCAGCCACCCGGUCAUCAUGCACAUCGAACUCUCCCGGACGCACUCCAAGCUGAGACAUUCACCCUUGCUUGAUGGUGACGGAAUGGUAGCACCCGUCUUCCAGUUUGAUCGACAGGCUCCCAGUCGCAUCUCCACCUCUCCCACUUUGAGGAGGAUGAGGAGCACACGGCGUCCCGUGUUGGAGUCCAGGGAUCCCGCCGGCACACAAGAGGAGCCCUCGCCUGUCACUUUGUCAUCACCUUUACACAGAGUAAAGUCUCCUCUCGCCAUGAGCCCCCUCCUCUCCGAUGGGGAGAUCUGUCAUGAACAUCCGCCAAUUUCAUCCUGUGGCCGUCAGAGAACCAGAUCGCAUAGAUCAAAGACCUUUGACAAUCAUAUCGCUUCCAUGAAGCCAGAAUGUCACAGUGCUCAUCCUACUAUUAUGAAGGAGUUUGGAUUUCCUGAUGGUGAAUUACAGGAAGAGCAUCACCCUAAUAGGCUACAAGAAAGAAGGCGGAGCUCUGUAGUGGUCAGCUUGUCCGGAUUAGACGUUUCACCAGGUGACCUGUUUGUAUCCAACGGAGCGGCUGAUAGACUAAACAACUCCAACUUCUCUGACACAAAGAAGUCAAAGUGGCCUUUUUCACGCCGUAGCACGACUAAAGGGAAGUCUCAAAACAGCACCGUGUCAGAUAUUGAGAAAUAUCUCUCCACAGCGCAAAUUCAAAACUGGAGAAACUACGACCUUCAGAAGUAUAAGGACUACUCCCUAGCAGAGUUCUUACAAGACCAGUCCUCCCAGUGGUGCUCUUCUUCUGACCGUCUGGCCUCCAAGAGACAAGAGGCCAUCUGGGAGCUUUUCACCAGCGAAUGUGUUUACUUCCUGGAUCAGCUUAUGGUUCUCAAAGAGGUGUUUUUGGCGACACUCACAAACCUUCAGACAAGGAACUGCCUGCUCGAUAUUGACUCCUGGAGGCUGUUUGCAAAUCUCAGUGAGCUUUGCUUGGUGAGCUUUGAUUUUCUGAGCAACCUCCUGCGUGCCAUUAAGGACUCGCUGGACAUCUCUACUAGCGGUGGGUCCACCUUGAUGGAACUGCUGAGCAAUGCCUUUCAGGAGAGCAUAUGCCACUGCCUGCAGAAGUACUGCCUCAACUACUCCACGGCUCUGGUUUACCUGGACACCCUGAAGCCCAGAGAGGACUUUGGAUCUUAUGUCAAGUGGUGUGAGCGGAACGAGCAGUGCCGCCGUCUGCAACUGCGCGACCUACUGGUGGCGCCGUUGCAGAGGCUCACCCGGUACCCGCUGCUACUACGGAACAUCGCGAGGCGGUUUCACACGGAGGAGGAAAGAAGGGACGUGCAGGCUGUAGCGGAGCAAGUGGACGUGUCGAUAUGUGACCUGGAGGGAAAGGUCAAGUGGUUGGACAACUACCAGAAGGUCAAACAGCUGACAGACGCGCUGGUGUGGCUUCCUGUGUGGGAGCGGGACAAACGAGCGAUCAUCCCAGAGAACCUUAAACAUCUCCUGAAAGCCGUAACCCUUGAGAACCUGAUUUCUCACCGAAGUCUGCUCCAUGACGGCAAACUGCUGCUGACAGAGAACACAAAACUCCUCGACGUCUACCUGUUCCUCUUUGAUGAAUUCCUGCUCAUCACCAAGAUCAAGCGAAGCAAAAAGAAGUCCAUCGGUCCAGAACAGAAUCCACUGAAGUUGCCUCAGAACCUGGAGCUGGAUCAGCUUCUUAAGGAAGGAUGCACAUUCACGGUUCUGGACCAGCCCGUUUCUUUGGAUCGUCUCCAGCUCAGGAACAUCGAUCAGCUCAACGCAUCAACAUCAGGACUUCCUCAUUCUUUCAUAAUAAUGCACCAGAACCGCUACCAGCAAUGCAUCGGGGCGUUCAUCUUGCAGGCUGGGUCGGAGUCUUCCAAGAGGGCCUGGAUUUCAAAGAUAGAGGAGGCCGUGUCGGCCUUGCUGAAGCUGGACUCUCAGCAGCCACCGCGAGUCAAGAGCGCCUCACUGUGGUUGGAGUCGUCGCAGAUAUGAUGAUGAUGAUGAAAGCCCAUCGGAGAUGCGCCCGUUUUUACCCUGCGCUCAACCGUCCCCCCACACACAUCACGACCACAAGCAUACUUUGUAGUUCGCCUUGAACGGCUCUUCUACUGCUGUAGUGUGGAAUUAAAGCUUUGGUCAUUUAGGGAAAUAUGUUGAUGGAUUCUUAUUAUGGGCUUGCUCAGUAAUGCAAGCCCAUAUUGUUAUUCCUUGUGGUGUUUAGCUUUUAUUAUAUCUUAAUCUUCCCACUUUUGUGCACGUAAUGCGGCAAAAACUGCAAGAAGGACCCC
Messenger RNA from Doryrhamphus excisus (bluestripe pipefish), 2907 nucleotides. RefSeq names its product pleckstrin homology domain containing, family G (with RhoGef domain) member 7 (gene plekhg7). Lineage: Eukaryota; Metazoa; Chordata; Actinopteri; Syngnathiformes; Syngnathidae. Gene Ontology annotation, molecular function: guanyl-nucleotide exchange factor activity. The record is from RefSeq and is a predicted model, not a curated record. Gene Ontology annotation, biological process: Rho protein signal transduction.